AUGAGUAGUAAGGCAGAUAUUUAAUAACAAAAAUCAUUUAUUUCUCAAAACACAAAGAAAUUGGAUGAUUUAUCUUUUGGCAUUCAACCUCGCACAUACUAGGAUGAUGAAUUUUUAUAAUAAACAAAAUUUAACUUAGAUGAGGUAAAAACAAUCAGAAAAACAUACAUAAAACAUGCAUACAAAGAGGAUUUAAUGAAUAGAAAAAUUUUUAGAAGCUCAUUGGGAAUACUUGGCAUGGAUAAUGCUUGUUUUUUGGCUGAUAGAAUAUUUGAUUUAAUUGAUAGUGACAAAAAUGAGUGGAUUAGUUUUAUGGAUUUCCUGAAAUACUUAGAUGUCAUUAUGAAUAGGGAUGACAUUAAAAAAGCAUAGAUGAGUUUUUAGUUUAUUGAUCGUGAAAAUAAGGGCAGAAUUCUUUAUGAGGAUAUUCAGUACCUAAUACAAAAAGUAGCUCUUUUUUGGAAAGAAUUAACAGGAUAGAUAGUUGUACCUUAGCGCUAACACAUAGAUGAAAUAUUUAGGGCUUUGGAUCCAAAGAAUACUGGAGAAGUGCGUCUAAGUGAUUUUUAAAAGAUGUAUUACAACCAGGAUUGUUACUUUUAGUGGUUUGAAUUCUUUAAUCAAGAUGAGUUAACAGAAAAUAAAAUUGCAAAAAUUGAAAACGAAGAGAUAGUAAAAUAGAAAGAUUAGCUCUUGAAGCUUCAAAUAGAGGCAAAUCUUAAAAAUAUAGAAUAAGAAAUAGUUUAGUUGACUGUCCAGCUUAAUAAAGUAUCAAGUAAAUUUAAGGAACUUUUAUAGAAAGAGCAUAAGAAUACAGUUACUAAAUUAAAAUAGAAGUAAGUUCCUCUUAUCAAACUAUAACAAGUUUAGUAAAAGUAACAAUCGAACUAAUCAACUUCAAGAUAAGUUUAGUAGUAACAACAAUAAUAAAAUGCUAACUAUAUCUAACUUAAUAAGUCCAGUAAUUAGAUAGAUUUAGGUUCUGCAACAAGGAGAUAGAAGAUUGAUCAAAGUUAAGAUUAAUACUAAUCAAAUAAUUUACAAGAAAAAAAGAAAGAUUUAAAUAAUCUUGAGAAGAAUAAAAAAAAUGUUUUUGAACACGUAGUAAAUUAAGGAUAAACUUUUAACUAAAGUAAGCGGUCAAGCAAUAUCUAAACUCAAUCCUCUCCAUAAGAAAAGAGAAAUUCAAUAUAAAAAAACGGAGAAAAUACAGUGGAAUUCUAAAGCAAUUCAUCAACUUCUUCAAUAUUAAUAAAUAGUAAAAAAUUUAAUUAAAACUAGCAACAAAUUAAUGAUGUGAAUUUACUUAAAAAGUUUCAUCCGUCUAUUGACUUUUCAACAUCGUCAACAAUGACCUUGAACUUACUUGCCAAUAUGAAAUUACAGUAGCCUCAUUCUAAUGGGAGAAUUUCUAUUUUUAACUAAAACAAUGUCUCACUCGAUUAGAUUAAGGCAAAACAAAGCGUCGUUUAACCAGUACAUAAUAAUCUAGAAUAAAGCAAUAUCAAAAAUAGCUCUAAUUUACCAAGUUAUAGGAAUUAAAAUAUCAUCACUAAUUAAUCUGUUACACAAAAUUAUUCCUAAAGAAAUAGUGGUGCUAUUUUUGAUUAAUCAGCUUAUUAUGAAUUAAAUAAUUUUAAGGCUGCAUAAAAACAAAAAUAAGAGCAAUCUAAUUCUUGCUCUUUUUCAAUUCUUUCUUGCGGUGGGUUAAAAGAUGUGGCAGAAACGAAAAGUUUAGAAGCUGUUGUUGAGUAAAAGACUAACAGAGACGAAUCUUCCACCACAAGAACUAGGAGAAAGCACAAGAUUUUUGAUUAAAUCGCACCUCAAAGAAGCUAAGAACUAGCUCUUAACUUUCUAAGCUUUAAUGAUCAACAAGGCUAACAAUAACUUAGGCAAGUUAACAAUAAAGAAAAAAUAUUUAAUACUUCUGCUGUAAUCGUCAGCAAUAACUCUAAUAUCACAAAAGAAGAGGCAUAAAACAAUAAAGUCUUCAAUAAUUAAUUUCAAAAUUAAACCUAAAAUAAUAAAAUUGUGAAUAAUUAAAAUUAAACUCAAAAUUUUGAUAAAUCUAUAAAUAAUUCGUUUUUAAAUUAACAAACUCCCUCAAAUAAUAACAAUAAAUAAUUAGAAAAUCAGCAAUAAAAUAUUAAAAUUAAUUUAAAUUCUGCUGUUCCUCAACAUAACUAAAACUUAAAUAAAUAAGAUAACUAUGCCAAAAUUUACCAAAAUUCCUAAAAAGAAUUAAAUGAUAUAACUGAAGACUUAAAUAAUUAAAUCCCUAUAUUUAAUGGACCACUCAAAAUCGAGCUACCAACUGAUUAGAAUUUAGGAGAUACAGAUCCUUUAAGCGAAGAUGAAACUGACUACAGAAACAAUAGGCCAUUCUAGGAAGCAAAAUUUCAAGUACUUGAGCACUAAAAUAGCAUUAUAAGCAACAAUUCACCUAAAAGAGAUGCGAAUAUAUUUGACACAAAACAGUCUCCUAUAUCUGGUAUAAGCAGCUAAAGCGAUGUAAUAUAAAAUUUAAUUAAAAGAAAUAACUAAACAAAUAGCAGUCUCUAAUCUCCUUAUUUAAGAAACCCUAAAUUAUAUCUCGAAAAUAGCUAUUCAGAAUUUAACAGCUAGCCUGAAAACCUGAAGCAACCGUUAAAUGACUAUUCAUAGUAUUCGGAGGCUUACCUAGAUCAAGAAAGCGAAUUUAAAUCGAACAUAGAAAAUAACUUAUAAAAUAUGUCAGCUGUUGAGUAUAUUGCAGAAGAAUACAAAAAAAUAGAAAAGCAAAUACAAGGAUAUAUUGAAUUAAUAGCUGAUUAUCAAAAAUAGUUAGCUGAAUUAGAGGAAAAAAUGAAUACAAAUAAAAUUGUAAAGUAUGUCAAUAAGAAUGGCAAUAAAAAAAUAUAAGAAUUAAGUUAAUCUGCGAUAAGAGAAGAGUCCUUUUAGAAUUCAUUAGAGUCAUACUAAUUUAUUUAAAAUUAAAAAGAUAAACCUCAAACUAAAUAUAAUUAACUUAAUUCUAUUACGAAUUUUUUAUAACCAGAAUCUAAAGUGCAGAAUAACAAUCACAAUUUAGUUCCUCAUCCUGUAAGAUUCAGUACUUGCAUACCACAAAUUUCUAACUUUACUUCCAAUGCUGGAUUGGUAAGACAUAAAAGUAUUGCUAUUGAAAAUUCUUUUGAGAGCAUUAACUAAAAUAAUUUAAGAAAGAGUACCAUUAAAAAUAUGCCAGCAGUUUUAAGCGAUAAACAAAAAAAGUAAAAUCUAGAUAGAAAAAGAAAUCUUUAGCUCUAUAUUGGACAUUAAAACUGGAAUUUAGUCUUAGAAAUGAUGCUUGUUAUAAGAAGUGCUAUUAAAUCAUUAAAAUAAAUUAAUCAUCCUGCCUUCUAGAACCACGGAUAGCAAGGCACUAACAACUCCAGUAUGUUCACAGAAGGUAAUUAAAAUGUUAGCUAAUUAAAUGGAAAUACUGCUCUUUAAAAUUAGAGCAGCUAUUAUUAAAAUAAUUAGAUUAACUUGUUUCAUUAGAAUUCGCAGUAUAUUCCUCUAAAUUAAUAAAAAAGCAAUAAUAUUAAUAACAAUAAUCUUUAAGUUCUUCCUCUCCAGUCUACAUUCUCCUACCUUGAAAAUUAAAGCUCUGUGUUCCCAGACAAAAAAACAUUUUCGAAUUUCCCCAACUUAUCAGCAAUUUAUGGGAAUUCUAUGGCUGCAGUAAAUUUAAAUUUAGAACUAAAGCCCAAAGAUUUUAUGACAAACAAUUAGUAAUUGCUUUUUAAUACUAUCUCAAAUAAUAAUUAUUAAUUUGCUAAUUUGGAAUAUAUUGAUUAUUGUCCUCUUGUUUUUGAGAGUAUUAGAAGGUCCUCGAAUAUCUCCCAUGAAAAAUUUCUUCGCUCUUUAGGACCUGAAAACCUAAUUGGCAAUUUGAUUAUGGGGAGAAUGUCAUAAAUUUCAGAGCUCUGCAGGUCUUCGAAUAAGCCUUAUAAAAAAUUUUAGUAUUACAGUGAAUGUGGUUCUUUUAUAGUAAAAAUUAUUCAAGAAUAAAGUGCUAAAAACUUUUUAAAAGUACUACCACAGUACCACCAGUAUAUCACAUCUUAACCAAAUUCUCUCUUGAUGCGUAUUUAUGGAUUAUACAAGCUGUAAACAAGAAAAGAUAAUACAAGCAACAAAAGGAAUUCUAGUAGCUUUGCUGAUUAACAAAAUGUAAAAAAUUAGAAGUAAGAACAGUUGGAAGAUGUAUAUUUUAUAGUUUGUUAAAAUAUUUUUAAUACCAAUCUAUCAAUAAAUCAUAGAUUUGAAAUAAAAGGUAGUACAAAAGGUCGUAAAGCUGAAAAAAAAAAUACUCCAAGACCUGAUUAAACUCUACCAAGAAAAGAUAAAGAUUGGAUUAAUUCAAAUAUUAAAAUCAGAGUAGAUUUGAAGCUAAAAUAAUAAAUCCUAGACCAAUUGUAAAGCGAUAGCUAAUUCCUUUCAGAUAAUAAAAUAUUCAAUUAUUGUGCUUUAAUUGGUGUUCAUAGCUUUGAAAAAUAUGAAGAUGCCAAUCAAUAUGAUUUGUAUAACUCAAAUUAUUCAUCAUAAAUGUAAACUAACUAAAACUAAAACGAGUAAAAUAAUUAAACAGCUUCGGAGUCAACCCUUAGUAAAAUAUAAUCAAUAGAUAGAAAAUAAGUUUUCUUUUUGGGGAUAAUAAACAUUUUUACAGAAUAUACUGCUUCAAAAAAAAUAAUUGCAGCAAUUAAAAAUUCAAUUUUAGGUGGAUAAUAAUCUACAGUCGAUCCACAAACAUAUUCAAACCGCUUUCUUAGCUUUUUCUAAUAAAACGUUUUAGAUUGA
Molecule: messenger RNA, 4830 nt
Organism: Tetrahymena thermophila SB210
Lineage: Eukaryota; Ciliophora; Oligohymenophorea; Hymenostomatida; Tetrahymenidae
Product: phosphatidylinositol 4-phosphate 5-kinase
Exons: 1
Biological process (GO): phosphatidylinositol metabolic process
Molecular function (GO): calcium ion binding; phosphatidylinositol kinase activity
Source: RefSeq, a predicted model, not a curated record